Messenger RNA from Striga asiatica, 309 nucleotides. NCBI's taxonomy places the organism in Eukaryota, Viridiplantae, Streptophyta, Magnoliopsida, Lamiales, Orobanchaceae. The record is from the annotation of a GenBank genome assembly.
AUGGCCAAGGAAACGAAGGAGAAGCUCGUGGACUUGGAGGCGAAGAUGACGAGCCUAGGCGAAGGGUUGGAGGCUACCAACGCAUCCAUGACAGACAACCUCACGCACCUCGAGAGGUCGUUCCAUUAUUCACAACAAGCCAUGAUGGACGCCAUGAACCAAAGGAUCGACGAGGUCCUACGCUUCGUUCGGCAACCACCGCCACGGGUCGACCAAGGGCGCGAUCACGGGAGUACGAACGCGAGCGACCGGAGUAAGAGGAGAGAGAGGACGACUUCGAUUGUCGAUCUCACGCCUCGACCAACGUAG